This is a messenger RNA of Epithele typhae, 1110 nucleotides long. Its product is annotated as aspartate-semialdehyde dehydrogenase. Gene Ontology annotation, molecular function: protein dimerization activity; NAD binding; NADP binding. The record is from RefSeq and is a predicted model, not a curated record. Bases 1 to 1110 code for a protein of 369 amino acids. Lineage: Eukaryota; Fungi; Basidiomycota; Agaricomycetes; Polyporales; Epitheliaceae. The transcript is spliced from 2 exons. Gene Ontology annotation, biological process: L-threonine biosynthetic process.
AUGAACCAAUCGCGGCAGUACAACGUCGGCGUGCUGGGUGCGACCGGCACCGUCGGCCAGCGAUUCAUCGCCCUCCUCGCCGAGCAUCCCUUCUUCACCCUCCACGCCCUCGGCGCAUCCGCCAGAUCGGCGGGCAAGCCGUACGCAAAAGCCGUCGCCUGGAAGCAGACCCGGCCCAUCCCCGCCGCCGCCCGCGAGCUCGUCGUGCACGAGUGCGAUCCGGAGCACUUCAAGGACUGCGCCGUCGUCUUCUCCGGCCUCGACGCGGACGUCGCCGGCGAGAUAGAGCAGCGGUUCCGGCUCGCCGAGCUCGCCGUCUUCUCGAACGCGAAGAACUACCGGCGGGACCCGCUCGUGCCGCUCAUCGUGCCGCUCGUCAACACCGCCCACUUCGCGGUGCUCCCGCAGCAGCAGCGCCUGCACGACCCGCCGCUCUCGAAGGGGUUCAUCGUCACGAACGCGAACUGCUCGACGACGGCGGUCGUGAUCCCGCUCGCAGCGCUCGAGCGCGCGUUCGGGCCGAUCGAGAGCUGCAUGGUGACGACGCUGCAGGCGAUCUCCGGCGCGGGGUACCCCGGGGUGCCGUCGCUGGACAUCAUCGACAACGUGGUGCCGUACAUCGCGGGGGAGGAGGAGAAGAUCGAGUGGGAGACGCUCAAGAUCCUCGGCGGGCUCGCGGAGGGCGACGACGGGCGGACGGCGUUCGACAUGCACGCGGGGACGCCGCUGCGGGUGUCGGCGUCGUGCACGCGCGUGCCGGUGGUGGAGGGCCACACGGAGUGCGUCGCGGUGCGGUUCGCGCGCCGGCCGCCGCCGAGCCCGCAGCAGGUGCGGGAGGCGCUCCAGGCGUACACGUCCGAGGCGUACGCGAUCGGCUGCCCGUCCGCGCCGCGGCACACGGUGUUCGUGCACGAGGAGCCGGACCGGCCGCAGCCGCGGCUCGACCGCGACUACCAGGCCGGGGCGGGGGUGAGCGUCGGGCGGGUGCGGCAGUGCCGGGUGCUGGACGUGAAGUUCGUCGUGCUCGCGAACAACGUCGCGAUCGGGGCGGCGACGAGCAGCAUCAUCAACGCGGAGUACGCGGUGCUGAAGGGGAUCGUCGGCGCGUAG